Messenger RNA from Prosopis cineraria, 1861 nucleotides. RefSeq lists its product as uncharacterized. Bases 213 to 1715 code for a protein of 500 amino acids. The transcript is spliced from 9 exons. Lineage: Eukaryota; Viridiplantae; Streptophyta; Magnoliopsida; Fabales; Fabaceae. The record is from RefSeq and is a predicted model, not a curated record.
UUGUUUUCCUCUUUCACCGUUAAUUCUCCUCCAAUCUCCGCCCUCUCUUGUAACGAUCUCUUCUGAAGAUUUGAAUCUUCUCUACCUAUGCUAUUUCUGCUUCGCUGCGAUUCUUCUUUACCCAGUUUCCAAUCUGUAUCUAUUUUCUAAAUUGCAUCAACGUUGAUUCGCAAUCGGACAAUAACUUGGGCAUUUGGCAGAAGUUGGUUUCAAUGGCUCAAGCGCCGAAUCCACAGAAUGGGGAAUCAAGCACACCAUUGAUGGGUGAUAGUUAUGAUGGCAUUAUUCCUCAGCUGUUUACGUCUGUACCAGCUCUGAAUGACGCUGCUUCUUAUUUAGCACAAACAACAUCCUACUUUACCCGUUGUUUUUCUGAUUAUUCAGUAGAAUAUUCCCCUAGAGGAUCCCAUGCUAGCAUUUAUCCUGCAGAGAUGCGGAGAUUUUCUUCUGGAGUGACUGAUGUAUCUUCUGCUACAGCUACUGAGCAAAUAUCUUCCAAUGGAAACUGUUUAAGAAAUGCUGAAUCAUCAAGUACUACUUCAGCUCCUUCACAUAUGCAGGAUGAAAUCACAAGGACUUCUGCAGGAGAUUCAUCACAAAAUUCUGGCACACUUGUUGUUUCAAAUCGUACUGGUCAAAGUGGCAUUUCUAUUUUCCAGAGCCUUAUUGAGAGAGCUCGAAGGACUGUGCGUGGUUCUGCAGAUGAUAUUGGUUGGCUUCAACUUGAUCCUGAAAUGCCCUCAGUUGAAGAUGGUACAGAGAGGUUCGAGGAAAUUUUUGACAACAUCAGGCAUGGUGUUCACAAGUUACCAAAUUCAAUGGUUUACUUGUUAAUUCCAGGUCUUUUCAGUAAUCAUGGACCACUCUACUUUGUCAAUACAAAGGCCAGUUUCUCAAAGAUGGGUUUAACCUGUCAUAUUGCAAAAAUUCACAGUGAGGCAUCAGUUGAGAAAAAUGCCAAAGAGAUAAAAGAGUACGUCGAGGAAAUUUAUUGGGGCUCCAACAAACGUAUUUUGCUUCUUGGGCAUAGCAAGGGAGGAGUAGAUGCAGCUGCUGCUUUAUCAUUAUAUUGGUCUGACUUGAAAGAUAAAGUUGCUGGUUUGGCAUUAGCACAAAGCCCAUAUGGUGGUAGCCCUAUAGCUUCAGACCUUUUGCGAGAAGGACAGCUUGGGGAUUAUGUAAAUUUACGGAAACUUACAGAGAUUCUUAUCUGUAGAAUAAUGAAGGGUGACAUGCGUGCUUUGGAAGACCUGACAUAUGAAAAGAGGAGGGAAUUUUUGAAGAAACGCCAUUUGCCAAAAGAACUACCUGUUGUUUCUCUUCGCACAGAGGCUGGCAUUUCUCCUGCUGUUUUAGCCACAUUGUCUCAUGUUGCACAUGCUGAACUACCUGUGAUUACUCCUUUAUCAGCUGGGGACACUGCUAAACUGCCAGUGGUGAUGCCGUUAGGAGCAGCUAUGGCAGCUUGUGCACAGCUGCUGCAGUUGAGGUAUGGCGAGAAGAGUGACGGGCUUGUGACUUGCCGAGACGCAGAAGUUCCGGGGUCUGUGGUGGUACGGCCUGAACGAAAAGUGGAUCAUGCUUGGAUGGUUUAUUCUUCACUAAAAGAUGACACUUUAGAAGGAGAUGCUGCUCAGGUUUGUGAGGCUCUCUUGACUCUUCUUGUAGAAGUUGGGCAGAAAAAGAGGCAUGAGCUUGCAAUGAAAGAUGAAUGAAUCAUGCGAAUUAGGCUUUUGCAGUUCUUUCGUUUUGUUGUACCUGUACAUAUGUCCUUCCAUACUGAAGUUGAUUUUUUUUUUUUUUCAGAUGAGAAUAUAUAUUCAGAUGAUGUAAAGCUUAUGCUUGCAUAGAUCUUAUAAAA